This is a messenger RNA of Labrus bergylta (ballan wrasse), 5246 nucleotides long. RefSeq names its product SWI/SNF related, matrix associated, actin dependent regulator of chromatin, subfamily c, member 2 (gene smarcc2). Gene Ontology annotation, biological process: positive regulation of DNA-templated transcription. The record is from RefSeq and is a predicted model, not a curated record. Lineage: Eukaryota; Metazoa; Chordata; Actinopteri; Labriformes; Labridae. Gene Ontology annotation, cellular component: nBAF complex; SWI/SNF complex; npBAF complex. Gene Ontology annotation, molecular function: histone binding; nucleosomal DNA binding.
CUAGUUGUCUGCAGGCAAAGAUGGCGGUGAGGAAGAAAGACGGCGGCCCGAAUGUAAAAUAUUUCGAAGCGUCUGACACCGUUUCCCAGUUUGAUAAUGUCCGCGUCUGGCUGGGAAAGAAUUACAAAAAGUACAUCCAGGCUGAACCCCCAACAAACAAGUCUCUGUCAAGCCUUGUGGUCCAGCUGCUCCAGUUCCAGGAGGAAGUGUUUGGACGACAUGUUAGCAACCCCCCACUCACAAAACUGCCGAUGAAGUGUUUUCUGGACUUCAAAUCAGGAGGCGCUCUUUGCCACAUCCUGGCAGCUGCCUACAAGUUCAAGAGUGACCAAGGAUGGCGCAGGUUUGACUUCCAGAAUCCGUCGAGGAUGGACCGAAAUGUGGAGAUGUUCAUGACGAUUGAGAAGUCCUUAGUGCAGAACAACUGCCUGACGAGACCUGUCAUCUACCUGAGCUCUGACAUUGAGCCCAAACUGCUCGGCAAACUCAAAGACAUCAUCAAAAGGCAUCAGGGCUCAGUUACCGAGGACAAGGCCUCCAGCUCACAUGUUGUCGUUCCAAUCCCCAGCAGCCUUGAGGAAGAGGAGUGGGUCCGUCCUGUGAUGAAGAGAGAUAAGCAGGUGCUGCUCCACUGGGGAUACUUUCCUGACAGUUAUGAUACUUGGAUUCCAGCCAGUGAGGUUGAAGCUGCUGUGGAGGAUCCCCCCAGCACAGAAAAGCCCAGGAAGGUCCACGCCAAGUGGAUUUUAGACCUGGACCAGUAUAAUGAGUGGAUGAACGAGGAGGACUAUGAGGUGGGCGAGGGCUGCCCCAAGAGGAAGAGGAUCUCAGCCAAGACCCUGACGGAUGAGGUCACCACGCCUGAUGAGCGGAGGGACAAGAAGCCUGGCAGUGCCAAGAAGAGGAAGCGCUCACCUUCCCCCUCCCCCACACCACCGCCACAGGAGAACAAAAAGAAGAAUACCAAAAAAGGCCCAACGACCCCUUACACCAAGUCCAAACGGGGGCAGAGGGAGGAGGAACCGGAGGAUCUGAGUAAGGACUUGGAAGAAGCGUCUCCCAUUCCAGCAUCUGAAGAUGGAAACCCAGCAAAGUCAAAUAACACGAAGAAGGACUCUGAUUCAACUCCAGUCAAAGGAGGAACAGAUAUGGAUGAGCCGGAGGAUGAAUCCAUGGAGACAACAGGCAAGGAAGAGGAGGAAGGAUCACCGAGUGUGAAGGGUGAACCGGUGAAAGGCUCUGACCUUCACGAGGACAAUGUGACCGAGCAAACUCAUCACAUCAUUAUACCGAGCUACGCUGCCUGGUUUGACUACAACAGUGUUCAUGCCAUUGAGCGCAGAGCCCUGCCAGAGUUCUUCAAUGGAAAGAAUAAAUCCAAAACCCCUGAGAUUUACCUGGCGUACAGGAACUUCAUGAUUGACACCUACCGACUGAACCCUCAAGAGUACCUGACCUCCACCGCCUGCCGCAGGAACCUGGCAGGAGACGUGUGUGCAAUCAUGAGAGUCCACGCCUUCCUGGAGCAAUGGGGGCUGAUCAACUACCAGGUGGACUCUGAGAGCCGACCCACACCCAUGGGUCCACCACCCACCUCUCACUUUCAUGUCCUGGCCGACACUCCAUCCAGUCUGGUGCCCCUGCAGCCCAAGACAUCCCAGACUCCUGCCACCCAGCAGAUGAUGUCCUUCCCUGAUAAAGUGAAGGAUAAACCAGCAGAUCUGCAAAACUUUGGGCUGCGGACUGACAUGUACAGCAAGAAGACUGGCUCUGUAAAGAGCAAAAGUGCAGCCAGCUCUAUGAGGGAUUGGACAGAACAAGAAACACUACUACUUCUUGAGGGCCUGGAGAUGUACAAGGACGACUGGAACAAGGUGUCAGAACAUGUGGGUAGCCGUACUCAAGAUGAGUGUAUCCUGCACUUCCUGCGGCUGCCCAUUGAAGACCCUUACCUGGAAGACCACUCCUCGUCCCUGGGGCCGCUGGCCUAUCAGCCUAUUCCUUUCAGCCAAGCGGGAAACCCUGUCAUGAGCACAGUGGCCUUCCUUGCCUCUGUGGUUGACCCACGUGUGGCCUCAGCUGCCGCCAAAUCUGCUCUUGAGGAGUUCUCUCGUAUGAAGGAGGAGGUUCCUGCAGCACUUGUUGAGGCUCAUGUGCGGCGGGUGGAGGAGGCAGCGAGGGUCAGCGGCCGACAGGACCCGCUCUAUGGACUGGAGGGGAGCGGCAUUGCAGGCACCGGGCUGGAGGAGGGAGAGAGGCCUGAUGAAAGCAGUGAUGAAAGCAAGAGUGACAGCCAAUCAAGUGAAGAGAAGAGGGAGGCAAAGGACAGCAAAGAUGGAGCUGCUGAAGAAGAGGAGAAGCAGGCGGAGAAUGGGAAGAAGGAAGAAGAACGAAGUGGAGAGCAAGAAGGAGAGAGGGAGGUGGACAAAACAGAGUCAGAGAUUGGGGAUAGGGAGAAGGAGAAGGAUGGAAAAGAGGGCACAGAGGAGGGACAAAAAGAAGCAGAGAGUGAAGGAGAAAGAAAAGCCAAGGUGGAGCGUGAUGUGGGAGAGGGGAACCUGGCCACUGCUGCAGCAUCUGCACUCGCUGCUGCUGCUGUAAAAGCCAAGCAUUUGGCUGCAGUGGAAGAGAGGAAGAUCAAAUCUCUUGUUGCUCUGCUGGUGGAGACCCAGAUGAAAAAGUUAGAGAUUAAACUGCGACAUUUUGAAGAACUGGAAACCAUUAUGGACAGAGAGAGGGAGGCUUUGGAGUACCAGCGUCAGCAGUUGCUGGCUGACCGUCAGUCCUUCCACAUGGAGCAGCUGAAAUACGCUGAGAUGAGAGCCCGCCAGCAGCACUUCCAACAGAUCCAGCACCAGCAACACAGCCAGUCCGGGGGUCCUCAUUCUAAUCAGGCUGCCUCGGGCCAGCCAGCCCAGGGUCCAACUCAGCAAGCUCCAAGCACACCAGCGCCACAGCCUGCCCCAAGCCCCGCUCCUACAGCCUCUUCUGCCCAACCCUCUGAGUCCCAGCCGGCUCAGGGUGCUCACACCUCGCCCCCCUGCCCCCCAGGCCAGACCCCAGCUGCCCACUCCAGCUCCAGCUCCAGCUCAACCCCUGUACUCCACGAACCCAGCGCCCCUCUCCCCGGGGAAACGCUCCACCCCUCAGCUCCCGUCCCGCCUCCCCAGUGAGAGAAAAGCGAAACUGCCUGAGGAUCUGAAUGACUCUGACCACUUAGAAUCCUGUCUGUAUCAUCGGAAAUGAAGACAUAAGAGGAAAGAAAAGAACACAUUUUACAUGUUACGCAUUUUUUUCUGUCGUUUUUUCUUCCUACAAGACUAUUUGAUGUGAGAAAGAAAAAAAUAUAUAUAUACGUCCAUGUGAAACCACCUCUACUUUGAAUAACCGGCGAAAAUGAAGAACUCCCUUUCAAUUGGAUCUGCCUAUGAAGAAAACGUACUGUCAUGAAGAAGCCGUUCAUCCUGCGUGGUCUAUUAUUGGACAGCAACAUCUUACUUCCUGAUUUUAAGCUCAACACCAGAGGUCAGGUGAGCUGAGAGGGUCUAAAAACAUGCUGGUACUUAUGAAGAAGAGACUCAUCUCUUGUUUUCAGUGUUUUGGAAAAUGUUGCAUUCAUGUCCUGCAAUAGUAGUUCGCAGCGUGUGAAGUUACAUGCUUCACAAUGUCUCCCCCCUUUGUACUGUAGGUACUGAUGAAAAAAUGCACUUUUAAUCUAGGUCUCAUUGAAAAAACUUGAAGCAUCCAUGAAAUUGAACUUCAGCACUUAUAUCGUCCUUUAUCUUGUCUGAAUUGCUUUUCCAUACUGAAGGUUUUAGAAACUUGGAUUUACUUUUCCGUCUUUAUUGUAAUACAUUGACUUAUGGUCUCUGUACAGAGUCGGACCUGAAGGUCACAUGUCUUGAACCGACUUUUCUCUGCAGAAAAAUGUAUGUGAUGAAUGAAAAUCAGAAGCCAGUUAGAAAUUACAAAAUGCUGGUUGGAAUGCAGAUGAAGAAAAAGAACUGUAAAAAGUGGGCGUUCUGUUACAAAAGUAUUUUGUUGCUCUGUUGUGAUCCUAUUUAAAAGUACUGACGGCAUGAGACCAUCAUCCUUAAAGGACUUAUACUUAGGAAUAUCUUAAUUCUGUCCCCUAUUUUAACAGCACUUAGUGAAAAAACAUGAGGAGCUUCAUGUUUUUGCAAUUUUGGAUGAAUUGAAAGAAUCCAGGUUGGAUUGUUGUGAAGAAUGUAGUCAUGUUCAAAAGGAGCCAAUGAAAGAAAAGAAAGGUCUGAGAACAGUAAUUCUACCAGCUACCACAUUCAGUUUGUGUUUUAUUCAUAAUCUGACUUUGUGUUUAUUGCUAAACCAAAUUGUUUUUAUAAUCAUGUUUAUCUCACUUUUAUUCAGUGAGUUUUGUUACGGUUGCUCGGGAAAUUAAGAGGACUUUUUUAGCAGCUUGUUUUUUUGUCGGUGCAUUUCAAGUUUUACGUGGAAGAAAUGUCAAAGAAGUCAAAAAAACAAGGGAGCUUGCACCUUAAACAGCUGACAAUGGUUAGAUUGUGUCCUUAAUAUCAGCAACAGUUUCCUCACUUUUUAUCCUAUCCAUUUUUGUAUUUUUUACUGUUUCCAUCUCCUUUUUUUUAUACGUCAUCAUUGUAUCUGUAUAUUCUUACCCUUGUAGCCUAUAUUUACCCUCUCCACUGUUGUGUAUGACGCGUGCAGGUCUGCUGGAUCUGCCUCAAAUGUGACUGAGCAUGUGUGUACUUGGACGCAUGCCAUUACCGUCGGUUAACAACAUUACCGUUCAGUUUUAUUUUCAGUGCCAUUUGCUGUUUGUUGCAACAAAAAAAAAAAUGAAGAAUGAAAAAAAAAAAAAAAACAUGCUUUGUGUUGCACAAGGCAUCAUGUCAGUGUCAUGAAAAAUAUUCCAGUCAGAUGGUGAAACUUUACAGUUAAUGUCUGUCAAGCCAGUAUUGCAGACCUCACUAUGGUCGUGAUAAUAAAUGGACUUAUUUUAUCUGUCUUAUUACUACAUUGUGUGGAUUUUGUGAUAUGAAAACAAGUGUCCGUUCAGUUUCUGUGUUUUUCACAAUGCUGGAGGUAGCAGCAGUUGCAUUGAUUAUUAUACAGUAGAAAUCCUUUUUCCUCAGUAAAUCAUCACGUUAGUGCUGACUGAUACUCUGGCAGUUUGUAUUAAAAAUGGAAGGCGUAUGAGGUUCAGCUUUUCAUUACAUGUCGGGGAAAAAAUAAAGAUUUGAAGAGGA